CGACAAACCGCAUUCCGCAGAGGGCAACAAGCCACUGCACAUUUGCCCGCACGCAAAUCGAGCGACCUUCACUCCUGCUCGCAACAUGAAGGCGCUGGCACAUCGACUGCGUGGCCGCCGCGCCAGCAGGAGAGACGACGACCUCGUCGACGAGACGGAGCGCAGCUUCCGCUUCGAAGAGGCCGUCAAGGACGACACCAGACACGCAAGAGCGCCAAGUGACCAACCGACGACUGCUGAGCGUCGCCGUGACGACAACUGGCGCAAGAAUCGCGGAAUCAACAGCAAAACUGGCAGUUGCAAUGCGUUGGCGGCUCUAGCCGCGGCGCCCGCCCAUCCUUCUGAUAAUGCAGACGUCGUACCGCCUUCAUUCGUCAAUUCGCCGCCUUUGGAGCAGCGCAAGGUGAAGCCACAAGGUCGAACAGCGUCUGCGCCCAAUAUGACUCAAGUCGACAGUCCACAGCAGCAACAGAGGCUGGCUAGAGCACAUUCCAACUCCCGAGCGAACAAGGCAGCGGCAGCCGCGGCGUUGCGGUCCAAUAGCGGUCUCACUGACGACCAAGUCAUCUGCAUGUCGACUUCUUCGUCCAGUAGCCACAGUCAAAACAGCAACAGCAGCAUGGGACGCCGUACUCGGUCCAGACAUGGCGGAUCUAUCAGCUCCAAUGCCAGUUUCCUCUCCGUCAGUACGCAGAAGCCAGAAGUGGCGGUGGAUGUACGCCACAGCGGCUACUUGAUGAUCAAGCGCGGUCUGCUCAAGGUGACGGACAAACGCUAUUAUUUCGUAGCGCGUUGUCGACCGGAGCUGUAUUCUUGUAAAGACGAGACGUCGUUCAGUCUGUGGUUGGCGUCCGGACAUCCGUUGGAUCCCCACGGUGGAGAUGCUGUCGCUAAGGCCAGUGGACUGAGUCCAGUGCUGGUGGGCACCGUGUUGCGUGCUGAUGGAUUGUCCGAGGAAGGAGGAAGUAAUCAGUCAGACAAGGUGUUCACGGUCAUGAUCGGGUCAGCUUCUAAGUGCAUUACACUACGCCUUGCAGCCGAGAGCAGUGACAAGGCGACGCAGUGGCUCGAAGCGCUGCAAGAGGUGCAGGUUACCAAGCGAGAAGGCAGCAGACCCACCAGCAAAUUAGGGUCUGCGAUGGAUAAGAGGAUGUUGCUGUCUUUGGGCGAGCACGAUGCUCUUCGUGGAGCGGACUCUAUCCCUGUUUUAGAGAAAUCGAGUAGUGAUCACAGCGAUACGGACGUUGAGAACGUGACAGGCGAAGUUGUACUGGUUAUCGAUGAAACUAGCGAAGACAGUGAGCCAGUGACAACGAGGCCUACGUCGACGUCGAAUGCAAAGAUGCCACGCGUAUAUGCAGGUGGCAAACUUCAAAGCAAACCGCGUACUGAAGACGAUGAGGCCACAGCCGUCUCGACACCUUCUUCCCAAGCAGGAAACUCUCCGACAUCGACGUCAGAACAGGUGGAUCAUCCCGCCUCACAUCCUUCACGACUGCAUCGGAUGGACUCGGUAACAUCGAGCUCGUCAACGACAUCGGGGCAAUCGCAGAGCAGCAACGGCAAUGUGCUUCUCUUUGUGCCUGUAGCCGGGUCUUCACUUACAGCGUCGGCAUCCAGGAUGGCAAAGGCCCAACAAGAACUGGACGCACUUGUUGCAAAAGGUGCUAAGCUGCCAUCGCGUGUGAUGCAGAGCCCUAGAAAUGGUGAAGCCAUCGAAUGGCGUUAUGGUAUUCCAGAGUAUGUGCUCACGGAUUUGGCGUACGUGAGGGGUCGGAUGCGUGAACCAGACACGACACCGCUCGCUUCGUACGUGGAGGAAUGCUGCCAGACUUUCAUUAUGGAGGCCAAGCAUAAAGCUCGCUACGAUCAGUGGCGCAGUGUGGUUCAGGAGAGCUUUUACUUGCAAGUGAACGACGGGAUUCAGGUGCUUGGCUCGUCAAUCCUCGAGAACGACAUGCUAGGACUGCUGUAUCUCGGUGAUGCUGACGCGACUCACGGAGACAGUGACGAAAGCCAAGACCCUCGAGCUGAACUGGCCGAAGCCUUCCCGGACGGCUUCCCAAUGGAGGUGUUAGAUGUCUUUACCCAGCCACCUCAAUGCUACUUCUCAUGGCGUCAUUGGGGUCCGUUCACAGGCAAGUACAGAGGCGUAAAGGGCGAUGGCUCCAAGGUGGAGGUGCGCGGAUUCGGCGAAAUGACGGUGGAUGCAAGCCGCAUGCGAAGUCUGCGACUGUUUUUCAAGCAGAAGGAUCUGAUCUCCGGUCUUCGACAAGUCACUGAUCGCGUGGCACGUGUACGUCGAGAAACUGCCACCAUUUCUGCAUUGAACGCAGUACCUGGGCGAACGGCGCGCGCCACAUCGGCCGCAGUGGCUCCUGUAUCGCGUAAAGAACCAGUCCUGAACCGUAAAACCAGUGAAAUUAUCGAAGGACUGGCAAAUUUUACCAUUGAGGCGAAGGAACAGCAACGGAAACAGACACGAUAGCGCGGAUGAAUGGUGGAUUUCGAGGAUUUUGUUUCCAAGUCGUCGGUUUUUGUUGUAAAUAUGUUGUGCAAUUGUGUUGACUAUUUACUGUUUGCGAAAUGAAAACCUGCAAAGUUGCCAUUUUGUGCUUUGGAA
Messenger RNA from Phytophthora nicotianae INRA-310, 2623 nucleotides. RefSeq lists its product as hypothetical. The transcript has a single exon. Lineage: Eukaryota; Oomycota; Peronosporomycetes; Peronosporales; Peronosporaceae. Bases 86 to 2488 code for a protein of 800 amino acids. The record is from RefSeq and is a predicted model, not a curated record.